Molecule: messenger RNA, 2571 nt
Organism: Prunus persica (peach)
Lineage: Eukaryota; Viridiplantae; Streptophyta; Magnoliopsida; Rosales; Rosaceae
Product: protein GLE1
Exons: 16
Coding region: 360-2315 (651 amino acids)
Biological process (GO): regulation of translational initiation; poly(A)+ mRNA export from nucleus; regulation of translational termination
Cellular component (GO): nuclear pore cytoplasmic filaments; nuclear pore; cytoplasm
Molecular function (GO): inositol hexakisphosphate binding; translation initiation factor binding; phospholipid binding
Source: RefSeq, a predicted model, not a curated record
CAGAGAAGAGGGAGGACCCUAGAAAUUAGAAAACUUGCCUUCUUUCCCCAACGGUCCUAAACUCAACGCCACUGUGUGGAAGUUGUUAUUUUAGAGUGUCGAAGACAAAUGCGAACGCGCGAACUGAGUUUCUGCAACCUCAAAUUCGAAAAAAUAGUUCGCGGGUUCUAGCCGCAUCCGCUCUCAAUCUCAAGACCAGCCAUUUACGAUCGCUGGUUCAAUUCAAAGUACUCUUCAGGUUAAUUUUGUAUUCUCACAGUUCAACGUCAAAAUUCGGCUAGUUUCCACAUUUUGUGCCGAUUAGGGUUUUAUAACCCAGUGCUUGUUAUACUUGGAGCUCUGCGUCGGAGUAUUAGGCAAUGGGAGCUUUUAAGUUGGAGCUUCGUUGUCCCCAAAAAGUUGAUGGAAUUGCACUUGACCCUGAGCCUGAUUGGAGCUUCGGAGCUCUACUAUCGGAGAUAGAUGAAUUGGAAAGAAAGAUCAACAGCUCUUCUAAGGUUUCAGUGCCUUUUACUAAAGAAAGACCACGAGAUAUAUCCGAUUCAAAGAGCAAUGGGAGGACUUCUGCUAGCCCAUUUGUUAUGCGUGUCUUCGAAGAUGAGAUGGACAACAUUGACAGUGAAGAUGAGGAGGCUCUGGAUCAAAGUUCUGUGGCAGUUAAACGGUUUAAUUUUGAUGAUCUUUAUCUCAGUGACAGUGAUGACUCUGGUGAUGACUCAUCUCUUGAAGCCCAACCCUGCCUGAUGGAGAAGGGUGAAUCAGGGGAAAGUAGUUUGUUCGAGCUAUCCCGUGAACAUCAGUUCAGAGUGAAGGAAGAAAUCAGGAACCAAAUAUCAGCAUUAGAGACAGAUCUGAAGACUGAAAGUCAAAAGUCCAUUUCUGCAAUCUUUCGAGUUGAGAGAUAUAGAGAAGAAAGAUGUGAAAUGGAAAGAAAACUUGAUACUCAAUAUCAACGCAAUAUAGCAGAAGCACUUAAUAAUCACUUGACUGCUGUCCAGCAAGACCUUGAAGUCAGAUCUCAAAUAGAAGAAAGAAAAAUAAGAAUUGAUGCAGCUUAUGAAGAUGCUAAAAGAAAGGAAAAAGCUCUGCAAGAAGAAAAACUUCGACAAGAACGAGCUAAAGCAGAAGCUGAGGCAAAAAGAGCUGAGGAAGCAAAAAGAGGAGAGGACGCAAAAAAAGCUGCUUUGGAAGCUCAGAGAAGAGCAGCUAAAGAAGCUGCAGAAAGGGAAGCUUCUGAAGCCUCGAAGAGGGCUGAUUCUGGAUCGGCACAAGAAGGAACUUACAGACCUCAGAUAAAUGCUUUGAAUGCUCAAUCCAGCGGAAAACCACCAGCGGCAGGUAAUAUACUCAAGGCUGCAGAAAGUGCUCUGAAUCUAGAGCAGGGGAGACUACAAAAGCUUAAACAGUUUGAUGAUGAAAACCAGGCACUGAGAUUACGCUCCAAAGAGGAUUUCAGGAAGUAUGAGAGGCAAAUUUCUAAGUUGGUUCAGCAAAUUACAGGAACAAAAGACAGUGUCAGACAAAAAGCAGGUGAACUAGUCAAUAUCUUUAAUGAUGCCCGCUGCCCUCAAUCUAUCAGCAUUGCAGCAUUUGCGAAGAAGGAUAUUUCUUGGAGACCAGGUGGAGCCAAUCUUGAGAAGCUUUGUCAUUCCCCAAAAUUUUUAUUCCUGGUUGUCUCCAAUUGUAAAACCCCACGUAAUGCUGCUUUUGCAUGUGGCCAUGUCAUUGUUCUUGUUACUUCAAAGGUUCCGACUGCAAUGGAUCUUAUUCUUGCUGAGUUACACAGAGCUUGCAUCUAUACAGUUCCAAAGCACUAUUCACAGUCCGCAUUUGAAUCAAAGGAGGCAUACUAUAAAGCUAUUGGAUUCCAAGAAGAUGAAGGAAAGAUUGAGAGUGUUGACAAUUAUUUGGCACGAUUAGAGUCAUAUAUGAAACUAUAUGGGGCCUUGGUUCAGACAGAAAUUUAUGGGUUCCAAAAUGUGCAUGGCCUGAAAGAAGGUUGGGCAUGGCUUGCAAGGUUUUUAAAUGCUCUUCCUGCCAACAGAUAUACUGCUGUUGCACUUAACGCAUUCCUACAUAUGGCAGGGUACUCUCUCUUCAAAAAGUACAAAUCUCAAUUCAGGAAGAUGCUGAACAUCAUCUCAGACAACUUCCUGAAUGCACUAAGAGAACGAGGAGAUUCAAAUCUGAACCCAGUCAUUGCAGAAAUCGACGCCUACUUAAAGGACAACAAAUUUCUUCGUGAGCCUGAGGGAAGGAGCCUGGAGGGCUCUUUGCUAUCAGAUGUUUAUGUGCCUGAAUCAGAUUACUACUAAUUGUAUUUGUAUGUAUUUAUAGGUCUUCUGGUCUUGUGUGAUUCCUGGAGAAUGUGUUGAAGAAAGUUUUGCCAAUCAGUCAUGUUGUAAGCCGUCAUGACAUAUUGUACUCUUGGUAGUUAUGAAAAGUGUACAAGGAAGCGUGAAUUUUUAAGGAAGUAAAACCUAGUUAUUGCCAUAAUUUGAACAGGCUUCCCCAUGGGGGAUUUUGUAUUUCGGGGCUUCAUAUUGAUUCUCCACUGACUUAUUUAUCUCC